This is a messenger RNA of Condylura cristata (star-nosed mole), 1207 nucleotides long. RefSeq names its product galanin receptor 2 (gene GALR2). Gene Ontology annotation, cellular component: membrane. NCBI's taxonomy places the organism in Eukaryota, Metazoa, Chordata, Mammalia, Eulipotyphla, Talpidae. Gene Ontology annotation, biological process: adenylate cyclase-modulating G protein-coupled receptor signaling pathway; neuropeptide signaling pathway. Gene Ontology annotation, molecular function: galanin receptor activity. The record is from RefSeq and is a predicted model, not a curated record.
AUGCCACCACGGCAGCGGCUCACCGGCCUGGCCACGGGGUCAUUCCAGGCAAAUGCCCACGACUGGCAAGUGCGGGGAACCCGCAGAAAACGGCCCAACACUGCGGCGCCGCCUCAAAGAAAGGGACAUUCCCCACCCCGGAGGGCGAAGGUGACGGGGAACGGCGGCUGGAUACAGAGCCCGGCACCGGCAGCUAGCUGGCAGCCCGAGGCGGUCAUCGUGCCCAUGCUACUCGCGCCCAUCCUCCUCGUGGGCACCGUGGCCAAGGCCCUGGUGCUGGCCGUGUUGCUGCGCGGCACCAACCUGUUCAUCCUCAGCCUGGGCGUGGCCGACCUGUGCUUCGUGCCCUUCCAGGCCGCCAUCUACACCCUGGACGGCUGGGUGCUGGCGCUCUGCAAGGCCGUGCACUUCCUCAUCUUCCUCACCAUGCACGCCGGCAGCUUCACGCUGGCCGCCAUCUCCCUGGACAGGUACCUGGCCAUCCGCUGCUCGCUGCACUCGCGGGAGCUGCGCACCCCGCGGAGCGCGCUGGCGGCCAUCGGGCUCAUCUGGGGGCUGUCGUUGUUCUUCUCCGGGCCCUACCUGAGCUACUACCGCCAGUCUCGGCUGGCCAACCUGCCCGUGUGCCGCCCGGCGUGGAGGCCCCGCCGUCGCGCCAUGGACCUCUGUACCUUUGUCUUUAGCUACCUGCUGCCGGUGCUGGUGCUCGGCCUGACCUACGCGCGCAGCCUGCGUUACCUCUGGCGAGCGCUGGACCCGGUGACCGCCCGCUCGGGUGCCGGCGCGCCGGUCCUCUGCGGCUGGUCCGGCCGCUUCCCGCUGACGAGCGCCGCCCACGUGCUGCGCAUCCCGCACCUGGUCUCCCCCAACUCCUGCGUCAGCCCGGUGGUCCACGCGCUGGUGCCCGAGCACUUCCGCAAGGGCUUCCGCAAGGUCUGCGCCGGCCUGCUGCUGCGUGUGCGCGGCAGCGCGCGGCCCGGCGGCGAGCGCGAGUUCACCUCCUUGACCCUCGUGAGCGAAGCCAGGGCGCCAGGCGCGGCUGCCCGCCAGCGCCGCCGGGCCUGGAGCCAGGCCCUGGCGCGCCUGGAGCGACCGACAGGCUCCUGGCAGUUGAUGCGCGCUCAGGGGGUCCGCUUGGGCGUCAAGGGGGCGAAACGGCCGGAGUCAGAGGGCUUGGUGUUGUGGAGGGGGUUCCGCUGUGAAUAAA